GCUCCCCGAAUCUUUCUCGGGGAGGUGAGAGUUGUUGUGCAGAGUUUCCUCUCUCUAUCCUCUUAUGUCACGCAGCCCCGGCGGCUCCCGAAAUAGCUGCCAAUCCCCGGAGGUUUCACUUCAAGGUCUCUAUUCUUAGCGCUGGCGGCCGCUCGAGCCGCGUUACUCAGCCGUGAGCUCAGGGCCCGCGGGGUGAGCGCCAGCCCGGGCCAUGCGGGGCUCCCGCCCGUGCCCCGUGGCACCUCCGGAGGGUCGGCGCGGGCAGGGCCGCGGGGUCCUGCGCUCCCAGGGAGCCGCGAGCGCCUGAGCGGGCAGCGAGCGCUUCGCCGGAGCCGCUCUCCCUCCCUCCCUCCCUCCCUCCCUCCCUCCCGGCGGGGUCGGCGCGGGAUGACUCAGUGCUGAGAGUCCCCUCGGUGGCCCCGUCGCGUCUCGGCCGCCCCAGCGGCCGCCUCGGGCGCUCCCCCCGCCGGGCCGGCCGCGGGAUGCGCGGCGGGGAUGGAGCAGAAGUGAGCGUGGGAUGCGCAGCGGCGGCUUCCCGGCAGCGGAACCCGCUGGAUGUUCUCGGCUGAAGGGAUCCCUCGCCCUGGGGAUGUUCAGCCCCUCCUCCGCCGUGACCCCCCCGUGCGCGUCCCCGCGGGGGCCCCAGGCCGUGCCCAUGGACCUGCGGCUCGGGCAGCGCGUGGUGAAGCCCGGCUCGGACACGGCCCUGCUGGCCCUCAAGCACACCCAGCAGCUCCAGCACCAGCUCUUCCUGGCCAGCCUGCACCAGCAGCAAGUGGAGCAGCUCGCCCAGCAGCACGUCAGGGUACGGGGGGCGCGGGGGGGGGGGGGUUACACCCGCUUAUGGUGCCGUUUGGUUACGUGGCCAUGGGAGUCCCCGCACCACGAGGCUGAGCCGGGGCAGCAGGAGCAGGAGCUCAGGCAGCUCCUCAACAAGGACAAGAGCAAGCGAA
Pseudopipra pipra is the source of this 953-nucleotide messenger RNA. RefSeq names its product histone deacetylase 7-like. The annotation marks the transcript as partial. Lineage: Eukaryota; Metazoa; Chordata; Aves; Passeriformes; Pipridae. The transcript has 3 exons. The record is from RefSeq and is a predicted model, not a curated record.